AUGAGUCACGGCGGCAUCCACGGCGGCCUUAACCCCCCCACCGGCGUCCACAACGGUCGAAGCCCGCACAGCGACAGCCACGGAAACCUGAGCCCACACAGCGCCACCCUCAGCCCAUAUAUCAACGGCGCCAGGAAUGCGUCCCGCGCAAGCAUCAGCAGCACGUACAGCGUCUACUCGCACGCCAGCUACCACGUCACAACGCACGCACGCCCCAGCUACAGUGGUCCUACAGACUAUUUCUACCACGCCGUCGGGACUAGCGGGCCCCCACACUUGCUCGCGCAACACACCGACUCGGGGAGUUCCGCCACCAACGAGACCACCGGCAUCAUCACGCACCCCCGGCGCAGGUGGUGGCAGCGGGUGUGGCCCCGGGCGCGCGCGGUCUCGCCGUCCACGCAGGAGGGUGGGCAAGGGUUGAAACAGCGGCGGCGCAGGCUCCUCCGCAUGUUCUGCCUCCUGCGCCAAGCUGAACUCGGUCCGCACCGCAUCCACGGCCAUCGGGUGAAAGAGACGCCGCGCGUGUAG
Molecule: messenger RNA, 531 nt
Organism: Cutaneotrichosporon oleaginosum
Lineage: Eukaryota; Fungi; Basidiomycota; Tremellomycetes; Trichosporonales; Trichosporonaceae
Source: RefSeq, a predicted model, not a curated record